ACGGGAGCAGUUUCAUGGCCUCGGGUCUAUGUACUGCAGAGGAGCAGCUGCUGUGAUCCUCACGUAUGAUGUGAACAGCCUCCAAAGCCUGACAGAGCUGGAAGAAAGAUUCUUGGCACUGACGGACAGUGCGAGUGCUGACUGCAUUUUUGCUAUUGUUGGAAAUAAAGUUGACCUCUCCGAUGACUCUGCUUUACCACCGGAUGAAAGUAGACCUGAGAAGUCUGUUGCUAGCUGUGGCUCGAAGGUGCGAAAGCAGGUCUGUGCAGAGGAUGCGAUUGCGCUCUAUAAAAAGAUACUGAAAUACAAAAUGCUAGAUGAGAAGGAUGUUCCAGCAGCUGAGAAAAUGUGCUUUGAGACCAGUGCAAAAACAGGAUACAAGGUGGACUACCUCUUUGAAACUGUGUUUGAGAUGGUAGUCCCAAUAAUUGUACGGCAGAAAGCUGAGGGGCCACCGCAAACUGUAGACAUUACCGACUACAAGCCAGCAAAAAGGACGAAGUCUGGUUGUUGUGCCUGAACCACUUGCAUGACAUAAGAAAAGGGGGGGGAAUUGUCCGCUCCAGCAAACUGAGGAGUAACAAGUAUUUGCAGUUCACCAGAAAGGAAAAGUCAAGGAAUAAAUAGAUUAAAAUGGUGUAUGUGGAAAAAAAGCAAAUCUUCUGACCAUUAAAGGUUUCUGGGAAGCUCUGUGUAUGAAAAUGGGAAUGUGAGUAAAAAUUAUGGAGGAAGACUAGCCAGUUUCCAUGGGCUCUGAAGACAAAUGGUGUGUUAGUACAGUUGGUAGCGACAAUCAGUUGAACAGUUUUGAAGGAGUCUGGUUUUUAAUGACUCGUCAUUUCAUGUUGCAUGUAAAUGAUCUGUUUGUGUACUCUCGAUGGCUUUCACGUGAUUAUCCUCUUUCCCCUUGCCAUUCUAACUUUGGAAGAUUGAACACACGGUGCUUUUUUAUUC
Aptenodytes forsteri (emperor penguin) is the source of this 954-nucleotide messenger RNA. RefSeq names its product RAB20, member RAS oncogene family (gene RAB20). Lineage: Eukaryota; Metazoa; Chordata; Aves; Sphenisciformes; Spheniscidae. The coding region runs from base 29 to 520 and encodes 163 amino acids. The record is from RefSeq and is a predicted model, not a curated record. The transcript has a single exon. Gene Ontology annotation, molecular function: GTP binding; GTPase activity.